Sander lucioperca (pikeperch) is the source of this 1810-nucleotide messenger RNA. Its product is annotated as zinc finger protein 135-like. Bases 165 to 1658 code for a protein of 497 amino acids. Gene Ontology annotation, cellular component: nucleus. NCBI's taxonomy places the organism in Eukaryota, Metazoa, Chordata, Actinopteri, Perciformes, Percidae. Gene Ontology annotation, molecular function: DNA-binding transcription factor activity, RNA polymerase II-specific; RNA polymerase II cis-regulatory region sequence-specific DNA binding. The transcript has 2 exons. Gene Ontology annotation, biological process: regulation of transcription by RNA polymerase II. The record is from RefSeq and is a predicted model, not a curated record.
AAAGUUGCAUUCAACGCAUUAGAAUGGAAUGACAGGGUUGUAACCUAGCAACAGCAGCAAUUAUUGUUUAAGAGACCUAAUUGUUUUUAUUUCAGUGUUUACUGAUGAAGACAUUUUAAAGCCCAUUUUCUGGAUAGGAAGGUUUAUGGACUGUGUUUGGCUCCAUGUCUGAACUGGAGGUGCUGAGACUGUUGAUGAAACAGAGACUCCAUGCGGCUGCUGAGGAGAUUUUUGGGCUGUUUGAGAAAACUAGAGCAGAUUACGAGGAGCAAAACCAGCGACAACACAAACUACUGGACGAUGUUGUCAACCCUAAAGUUCAGCUACACGGAUCAGAUGUCCAGCAACUGUUGGUGAUUAAAGCCGAUUUUCCCCCUGAGUGGAGCCCCGGCCUGGACCAUGAGGACACAGACCCCCUCCACAUAAAAGAGGAGCAGGAGGAAGUCUGGAUCAGUCCGGAGGGAGAGCAGUUCAAUGGGCUGGAGGAGGCCAACAUCGCCCGCUUCCCUUUCACUCCUGUUCCUGUGAAGAUUAAAGAUGAAGAUCGGUCUUCGCAGCUCCAUCAAAGCCCAACGCAGGACAACAGAGAGGCAGAGCCUCCCGCCAGCUGCUCAGCUACGCAGAUAAAAACAGAAACCGAUGGAGAGGACUGUGGAGGAUCAGAACCAGCCAGGAACCCAGAACCAGAUACUGAAUCACAACCAGAUACCGAUGAUGAAAGGGUUUCAGACUCUUCUGACACUGAACUCAGUUAUGAUGAUUGGCAAAAACCUUUGUCCGAUUCCGGAUCCGAAACCGAAAACAGUGAUCGGAUGGAGACCAGGGCACCUGAGCCGGCUGCAAAUGCUCUGAAACUUAAGGAAGUCCCUUUAAGUGAUGAGCGAUGUAACGCUGGCAAAAAAUCCUUUGGCUUCUUUAAGUGUAGUAGAAGAUUUUACUACAAGGGAUGGCUUCAGGGACACAUGAAAUGUCAUUUUGGAAAGAGGUCUUCUAGAUGUUUGGUUCCUAAGAAAUGUUUGAGAGCGAAGCAAAAGGUGGAUUCACAGACCAGAGUCCACACAGGAGAGAAACUAUCGGGUUGUGAUGUUUGUGGGAAAGUGUUAAAAAGGAAGGCAGAUCUUCAGCGACACAUGAGAAUCCACACAGGAGAGAAAUCGUUUGGUUGUGAUGUUUGUGGGAAAAGAUUUACUCACCAGUCAACUCUUAAGAGACACAUGAGAGUCCACACAGGAGAGAAACCAUUUGGUUGUGAUGUUUGUGGGAAAAGAUUUAACCAGCAGUCAACUCUUAAGACACACACAAGAAUCCACACAGGAGAGAAAUCGUUUGGUUGUGAUGUUUGUGAGAAAAGAUUUAACCAGCAGUCAACUCUUAAGAGACACAUGAGAAUCCACACAGGAGAGAAACCAUUUGGUUGUGAUGUUUGUGGGAAAAGAUUUAAACAGUUAGCACAUCUUAAGACACACAUGAGAAUCCACACAGGAGAGAAAUCGUUUGGUUGUGAUGUUUGUGAGAAAAGAUUUAAUCACCAGUCAACUCUUAAGAGACACAUAAGAGUCCACACAGGAGAAAAACCGGAAAUUUACCAGGAAGGCAAAUGUGAAGUCACACAUGAGAGUGCACACAGGAGAGAAAUAGUUCUUUUCAGUCUGUUGUGAACGAUUCAUUGUGUAAAUGUGUUGUUAAGAACCACAACAGUUUUUAUCAUCUUUUAUUGUUUUGAUGUAUUUUACAUUUGUCUUUCUUUUGUGUUCUGGGUUUAAAAUCUGUAAAUUGUUUUAAAUGUUCCCUUUGUCAAAGUUGUGUUUAG